Molecule: messenger RNA, 1827 nt
Organism: Aspergillus calidoustus
Lineage: Eukaryota; Fungi; Ascomycota; Eurotiomycetes; Eurotiales; Aspergillaceae
Source: the annotation of a GenBank genome assembly
AUGGCUGAAGCCAAAACCGCCUCCUCGGCGCCUGCCGCGGAUGCUGUUGCUGAGGCGCCCGUCGAGCGCACUCCUGCGGAGCUCGAAGCUGGUGCUGAGAAGUCGGCGCCAGAGCCUACCAAGGACAACAAUGAGCAGAAGGCCAAUGGAGGAGAGGAGAAACCCGCUGAGAACACAACCGCCGAGGAUGAGAAGAAGGAAUCAUCCGAUGCACCCGCUGAGAAGGCUGACGCCUCUGCUGAAUCCGCUGACGCGAAGAACUCCGACGAGGGCGCCGCUACCCCUGCGAAGGCUGAGCCCGCCGCCGCUACCGAUGCCAACGGAACUCCCGCAACCACGAAGAAGUCAUCUUCCAAACGCAAGUCGACGGGAGGAGAUACCAAAUCCAAGCUUAACCGCAAGAAGUCCCAAAGUCGCAUCACGCACCUGGAUGCGAAGCCUGGCGAGUACUACCUCGCGCGCCUUCGCAGCUUUCCUCCCUGGCCGGCCAUCAUCUGUGAUGAGGAGAUCCUGCCUCAGACUCUGCUGACCACGCGUCCCGUGACCGCUCAGCGACCCGACGGGACCUACAGGGAAGACUACGCUGAUGGUGGUAAGCGCGUCGCGGAGAGGACGUUCCCCGUCAUGUUCCUUCAGACGAAUGAAUUCGCCUGGAUCCCCAAUACCGAUCUCGCCCCCCUCGAUCCCGCUACGUGCAAGGAUGUCUCAGAAAAGGGCAAGUCGAAGCAGCUCAUUGCCGCGUACCACGUUGCUGCCGAGAAUAAUGACCUUGCACACUUCAAAGACCUACUUGCAGACCACCAGCGGGCCAUCCAGCAAGAGGAAGAAGAGAUGGAGGCUCAAGCUGCCGCCAAGGCUGCCGCGAAGGCUGAGAAGGAGUCUAAGAAAAACAAGCGCAAGAGCAUGGACAUCCACGAUGACGUGGACAUGGAAGAUGCAGAGGAAGGAGGAAAGGCACCAAAGAGCUCCAAGAAGAGAAAGAAGGAUGCCGAGGCUGAAGAUGAGAAGCCUGCUAAGACUCCCAAGACCGGCACCAAGUUGAAGCUCACAACUCCCAAGACCCCAACCGGCGAGACUGGAAAGAAGGCCGCCGGCAGCAGGGCAAAACAGACUGCAAGCAGCAAGAAGGGAAAGGCUGCAGCCAACGAGGACAGUGAUGAGUCCAGUCCCCCCGCCAAAGAGCCUGAACCCAAGGUCAACGUAGAGGAAGCUAAGAAAAAGAGAGAGAAAGAAGUUUUGUUCGUCCGCCAUCGCCUUCAGAAGGGCUUCAUCUCCCGUGAUCACCCUCCUAAGGAGGAGGAAAUGUCCCAGAUGGCCGGUUUAUUCAGCAAACUAGAGAAGAUUGAAGACCUAGAAGUCUCAAUUAUCCGCGAAACCAAGAUCCACAAGGUUCUGCGGAUGAUCGUUAAACUCGCUACCAUCCCCCGUGAUGAGGAAUUCCAGUUCCGAAAGCGCGCCGUUGACAUCCUCUCCAAGUGGAAGAACGUCUUGGAGAGCGACCGUGCAACCCCCUCACAGGACAAGGAGAAGGACGAGAAACCCAAGGCCAACGGCGUCCACAAGGAGUCCAGCGCCGAGGCCCCGGCCAAGGGCGAGGCCAAGACCGACAAGGAGGAUGACAGCAAGCUCGAGACACCGGAUCAGGAUGAGGCCAUGCCUGAUGCUGAUGCCGACGCUGCCGAGAAAGAGAAGUCCGAGGAGACGCCUGCGCCGGCGAAAGAUGAGGCUGAGAAGGUAGCAGCGCCAGAGGAUCCAGAGAAAGAGAAGGAGACAUCAGCGGAGGAGGGUAAGACAGAGAAAGAGAAGACUGCUGAGGCCGCGGCGUAA